CCUUCGUCGACCACAGUUCUCUAUCUCCCUCUAUUUUGUAGCUUUACAUUACAUUCGUAUAUGAUUUGAUUUAAUCUUGGAUGAAAUAGUUGUCUCUCCACUUACCUUCUCUGUUGGCUAUCGGCAACGAAGCGCAGCUCGUACGUUCACCUUCCUUCGAUGGCCACUUCUGCACCACCAUUAGAUUCUCAGAAGACUCCAACGGAUGAGUCAACUCGGGGCGAACCACAGAUUACCAUUUUCUACAAUGGACAAGUUUUUGUCUGCGACGUGACAGAACUUCAGGCUAGGGCUAUUAUUUUGUUGGCAACUAGGGAAAUGCGAGGAGAAGGGACAUCAUCGAGGUGGUCCAGCGCAGUAUUGCUUGCAUUGCGGUCUAAAAUUUACGGGCCUCCAGGUGUGUCCAUGAAGAGGUCUCUUCGAAGCUUCCUCCAAAAGAGAAAGCAAAGAAGUCAAGCAGCUUCUCCAUACAACUCCACCAACAAUCAGUAAUUAUUAUGCUAGAUUGCUAAUGUACAAGUUUUUCUGCCACAAGUAAUUUUGGCUUAUUAAUGGAAACAAAAUUAGGUGGUUUUCUUGUCACAAGAAAAUGGAAAAUUAGCUUUUGAUGAAAGUUGUUCAAGUUUUAGCACAACCCAAGUUCAUAGCCAGGAGAUAUCAUACUUGGGAGGUUUAUUCCUCGUAAUCAAUACUGAAUUAAAGUUA
This is a messenger RNA of Malus domestica (apple), 705 nucleotides long. RefSeq names its product protein TIFY 5A-like. Gene Ontology annotation, biological process: regulation of jasmonic acid mediated signaling pathway; response to wounding; regulation of defense response. The record is from RefSeq and is a predicted model, not a curated record. Lineage: Eukaryota; Viridiplantae; Streptophyta; Magnoliopsida; Rosales; Rosaceae. Gene Ontology annotation, cellular component: nucleus.